This is a messenger RNA of Ictidomys tridecemlineatus (thirteen-lined ground squirrel), 2663 nucleotides long. It is a transcript of the gene Paics, whose product is annotated as phosphoribosylaminoimidazole carboxylase and phosphoribosylaminoimidazolesuccinocarboxamide synthase. Gene Ontology annotation, molecular function: phosphoribosylaminoimidazolesuccinocarboxamide synthase activity. The record is from RefSeq and is a predicted model, not a curated record. NCBI's taxonomy places the organism in Eukaryota, Metazoa, Chordata, Mammalia, Rodentia, Sciuridae. Gene Ontology annotation, cellular component: cytosol. Gene Ontology annotation, biological process: 'de novo' IMP biosynthetic process.
CAGGUCACUUUCAACAUGGAGAGUGGAGCUGGGAAGCACUGGACUGACGAGGAGGUUAAAGCUUUGCUAAGUGUCUGGGCAGAAAAAAAUAUACGAAAACAACUUUAUGGCACACUGAGAAAUAAAGGAAUAUUUAUUUACAUUGCUAAAAGGCUGCAAUCACUAGGAGUACACAGAGACUGGAAACAAUGCCAGGCAAAGUAUAAGAAUCUCAAAUAUGAAUACAGAACUGUGAAGUAUGCCCACAACUCUGGAGACAGCUCUAAAACUAUGAAGUUCUUCCACGACUUGGACGUAAUCCUGCAGAAUGAACCUGCCACACAAUUAACAGAGGAGGAUGCUAACAGCAGGCACCUGGCAACGAUGAGCCCAAGCACAGCCCCAGAGACCACUGAAGGCAAAAUGUCAGUUCCAUUAGAAGAUAAAGAAGAUAUCUCAGGAAAUCCUUUGCUUUUGGUUUCUCAUGUCAGACCAAUGGAACUAGGUAUCUCUACAUCAAUAAUGGAUUCUCCUAAUAAUUCACCUUUUAUCCCAACUGUUGCAAAUGAAGGAGGAAAACACUGGACUAUGCCAGAAGUCAGGGCUUUAAUAGGCAUCUGGUCAGAUAAAAGCAUCCAACAACAACUAGAGGGAACAGUGAGAAACAAAAGGAUAUUUGAACUAAUUGCUUCCAAGCUUCAGAAAUCUGGAAUAGAGAGAGACUGGAAGCAGUGCCGAACAAAGUACAAAAACCUGAAACACGAAUACAAGAUUGUAAGAACAGCUCAGGACCUAGGCACGACUAGGAAUAUGAAAUUUUUUACCGAGUUGGAUGCUAUUCUGGGACACAAGACAGAAAAAUCACAAGAACUUCAAGAUGGAGAACAAGUCACAGAAAGUACUGAUGUAAAAAUGGAAGAAGACCAGAUAGAACCAGUAUCUACAUCUCUUAAGAAUACUGCUCCUGGGAUUAGUACAAACCAGUUUCCUCAAAGCAUAAUAACAGAACCAAAAUAUUCUACAGAAUGUUUCUUCAGACAGGAAACUCAACUUUAUCAGAUUUCAGCCGCUUUUCCUAGCGUGGUCGCUGCUUCCAGUCCGCUCAGAAUAAUGGCGACAGCUGAAAUACUGAACAUUGGAAAGAAACUCUAUGAGGGUAAAACAAAAGAAGUGUAUGAAUUGUUAGAUAGUCCAGGAAAAGUUCUUCUGCAGUCCAAGGACCAGAUUACAGCAGGAAAUGCAGCCAGAAAGAAUCAUCUGGAAGGAAAAGCUGCAAUCUCCAAUAAAAUUACCAGUUGUAUUUUCCAGUUGUUACAAGAAGCAGGUAUCAAAACUGCUUUCACCAGAAAAUGUGGAGAAACAGCUUUCAUUGCGCCUCAGUGUGAAAUGAUUCCAAUUGAAUGGGUUUGUAGAAGAAUAGCAACUGGUUCUUUUCUCAAAAGAAAUCCUGGUGUCAAGGAAGGAUAUAAGUUUUACCCACCAAAAGUGGAGAUGUUUUUCAAGGAUGAUGCCAAUAAUGAUCCACAGUGGUCUGAGGAACAGCUAAUUGCUGCAAAACUUUGCUUUGCUGGAGUUACUAUAGGCCAAACUGAAGUGGACAUCAUGAAUCAUGCUACACAAGCUAUUUUUGAAAUACUGGAGAAAUCCUGGUUGCCUCAGAACUGUACAUUGGUUGAUAUGAAGAUUGAAUUUGGUGUUGACAUAACCACCAAAGAAAUUGUUCUUGCUGAUGUUAUUGAUAAUGAUUCCUGGAGACUCUGGCCAUCAGGGGAUCGAAGCCAGCAGAAAGACAAACAGUCUUACCGUGACCUCAAAGAAGUAACUCCUGAAGGGCUCCAAAUGGUAAAGAAAAACUUUGAGUGGGUUGCAGAGAGAGUAGAGUUGCUUCUGAAAUCAGAAAGUCAGUGCAGGGUUGUAGUACUGAUGGGUUCAACUUCUGAUCUCGGCCACUGUGAAAAAAUCAAGAAGGCUUGUGGAAAUUAUGGAAUUCCCUGUGAACUUCGGGUAACAUCUGCCCAUAAAGGACCAGAUGAAACAUUGAGGAUUAAAGCUGAGUAUGAAGGGGAUGGCAUUCCUACUGUAUUUGUGGCAGUGGCAGGCAGAAGCAAUGGUUUGGGCCCAGUGAUGUCUGGUAACACUGCAUAUCCAGUUAUCAGCUGUCCUCCCCUCACAUCAGACUGGGGAGCUCAGGAUGUGUGGUCUUCUCUUCGAUUACCCAGUGGUCUUGGCUGCUCCACCAUACUUUCUCCAGAAGGAUCAGCUCAGUUUGCAGCUCAGAUAUUUGGAUUAAACAACCAUCUGAUAUGGGCCAAACUGCGAGCAAGCAUACUGAACACAUGGAUUUUCUUGAAGCAGGCUGACAGGAAAAUCAGAGAACAUAGUUUAUAAGAAAGAAUAUGUCAUUUCAUUUUUUUAGGCGAAAAAAUACAAAUUUCUAGUUCAGCUGCAGAAGAAAAAGCAAGAUGAAAAGAUGAUUCUUAGAUCAGAAAACAAUAUAUUAGUGAAUAAACACUUCUAGAUGGAUGGAUAAAAAGAUCAUCUGUUCAUAUUAAUAUUCCUUCAUUGGUAGUGAAAUUACUGUAGAAACAUUUUCAAAUUAAUCUCUUACCCCACUAUAUGAUCAUUGUUAGGUAGGUAACAUUUUUUAAAUGCUAAUAAAAUCCUAUUAUAAAGCUCCAAAGUUA